AUGGCAACCACGAUCAGCUCAACAAUCAAGCUAGCCAGCGGCUAUGAGAUUCCCCGUCUAGGCUUUGGUGUAUGUGGAUUCAUGAAAACUUGUUGGCAGAAGCGGACUAACAGGUGUCUCCAAGGUCUAUCAAACGUAACAACCCCGCCGAGCAUCUUUCUCUCAUGUUUGUUUCACGUCUUGAAGCCUAACUCAGUGAUAUUUAGCCCACCAGAAAAAACAAAGAAUUGUUGUCUCGAGGCCCUUAAAUGUGGCUACCGCCAUGUGAGUCGCUCCGUCAUGCAGCUUCCGAUCCUGCUCACGCAAACCCUCUUCACGCAUAUCGACUCUGCUGUAGCUUACCGCAAUGAGGCUAGCUGUGGCGAAGCCAUCCGGGACCCGGGUAUCUCGGGUCUCUUACGAGACCAGAUCUUUUUCACCUCCAAGGUCAUUGACAUUAGUUACGUUGGCGCGAAAACCACAGUCGACGAGACCCUCGCCAAAACCAAACUCGGCUAUAUCGACUUGAUGCUCCUCCACAAGCCGAUGGGCGGAUCAGAGAAUCGCAAGGGUGCCUGGAAAGCGUUGGUUGAGGCUGUAGAGGCCGGGAAGGUGCGCUCGAUCGGAGUCAGCAACUACGGCGUGCACCACCUCGAUGAGCUAGAACAGCACAUCGGCGAGCUGGAGGCCGAGCGCGGCGGGAAGGGCAAGGGAGGGAUCGUGAGUAUCAACCAAGUUGAACUGCACCCCUGGCUGGGCCGAAAGGACAUUGUCGACUGGUGCAUGACGCGGGGCAUCGCGCUGGAAGCAUACUGCCCUGUGGUGCGGGGAGAACGUUUUAAGGAGCCGGCGGUCCGAAAGCUAGCAGACAAGUACAGCAAGACGCCGGCGCAGAUUCUCAUUCGCUGGAGCUUGGACAAAGGGUUUAUCCCGCUGCCAAAGAGCGUUACGCCUUCGCGCAUUCGUGAAAACGGGGAGGUGUUCGAUUUCCAACUCACCCCUGAGGAGGUUCAGGAGCUAGAAACAGGCGAGUAUAGUCCUGUGGCUUGGGAUCCGACCGUAUCUAAACUGGAUGAUUGA
Penicillium macrosclerotiorum is the source of this 1059-nucleotide messenger RNA. RefSeq names its product aldo/keto reductase family protein. The transcript has 3 exons. NCBI's taxonomy places the organism in Eukaryota, Fungi, Ascomycota, Eurotiomycetes, Eurotiales, Aspergillaceae. Gene Ontology annotation, molecular function: oxidoreductase activity. The record is from RefSeq and is a predicted model, not a curated record. The coding region runs from base 1 to 1059 and encodes 352 amino acids.